CUUCAGGAAACCACUGGGGAAGUCACUUUUCACAAUAAGUAGUACUGUGAAACGGCAACACACACCACAGUCUAAUCUCUGGAGUCUCAAGAGGACUAGAAGCUCAAGAGGAUUAACCACAAGCUCACCCUACCUUUUGAGCCCUCUCCUCUGCCCCGGCAUGAUGCUUCCUCUCCGGGCUGUGCCGGGUCAGUUUGGCCCGGAGGUCCGCGAGCCGGGUCUGCGCGUGUGGAGGGUGGAGAAGAUGAAGGCCGUGCCUCUGGAGUCGGAGCGGCUGGGGGUGUUCUUCAACGGGGACGCCUACCUGGUGCUGAGCAACCGCGGAGAGGAGGGAGCUGACCUGCACAUGUGGAUGGGAGAGAAGUCCUCACGGGACGAGCAGGGGGCGUGUGCCAUGCUGGCCAUCCAACUGGACCACUUCCUGGGUGGACACCCAGUCCAGCACCGGCAGGUCCAGGGCUACGAGACGCCCGAGUUCAUGAGCCUCUUCCCCACAGGAGUCAGCUACAAGGAGGGUGGUGUGGAGUCUGGCUUUAGGCAGGCCCAGAGGGACCAGGGUCUGCUCCACCAUCUCUACCAGGUCAAAGGCAAGCGCAACGUCCGGGCCAAGGAGGUUGAGCUCAACUGGAAGAGUUUCAACAAAGGGGACUGCUUUGUCUUAGAUCUGGGGGAGACCAUUGUAUCGUGGAGCGGAUCAAAGGCAAACAUGUUUGAGCGCCAGAAAGUGCGUGAAAUAGCUGCGCUCAUACGUGACACGGAGAGAAACAGCAAAGCCCAGAUCAUUGAUGUCACAGAGGGGGAGGAGCCACUGGAGAUGGUUGAGGUUCUUGGACCGAUUCCACGUUUGGGAGAGAGUACACCAGAGGAUGACACCCACACAGACGUGUUGAACUCAGCCACUUUAUACAAGGUGUCUGAUGCCACAGGAUCCAUGUCACUGACCAUGUUGUCUGACAAAAGUCCUUUUUGUCAAGAGCUCCUAGAAAGAGACGACUGCUUCAUACUGGACAAUGGCUACAACGGCAAAAUAUAUGUCUGGAAGGGGCAUGGAGCCAAUUCUGAGGAGAAGAUGAUGUCUCUGAAAAUAGCUGACCAGUUUAUCCAGCGGAUGAGCUAUCCCUUGGAAACACAGGUGGAAAUUCUCCCCCAGGGCCGUGAAUCAAUCCUCUUUAAGCAAUUUUUCAAAAACUGGAGUUAAAAGAACUGGAGUCUACACACAUAUACACACUGAACUGUAGGGACACAAAAUGGAAACUG
Sardina pilchardus (European sardine) is the source of this 1257-nucleotide messenger RNA. Its product is annotated as macrophage-capping protein-like. The transcript is spliced from 9 exons. Gene Ontology annotation, biological process: actin polymerization or depolymerization; cell projection assembly; barbed-end actin filament capping. Gene Ontology annotation, molecular function: actin filament binding; phosphatidylinositol-4,5-bisphosphate binding. Lineage: Eukaryota; Metazoa; Chordata; Actinopteri; Clupeiformes; Clupeidae. The record is from RefSeq and is a predicted model, not a curated record. The coding region runs from base 161 to 1198 and encodes 345 amino acids. Gene Ontology annotation, cellular component: actin cytoskeleton; cytoplasm.